Molecule: messenger RNA, 3254 nt
Organism: Anastrepha ludens (Mexican fruit fly)
Lineage: Eukaryota; Metazoa; Arthropoda; Insecta; Diptera; Tephritidae
Exons: 4
Coding region: 2245-3066 (273 amino acids)
Molecular function (GO): protein dimerization activity
Source: RefSeq, a predicted model, not a curated record
CUGCCGCCAGCCUGAAGGAGUACAAGGGUAGAGUAAACUACCGAUUUAUCCAAAUGACCCUGAGGCUGAAAGCUGAAGACAUAACGACGAAGGAGUUAGUUGACCAAAUGGAGGCAGUGAAGUUAGAGAAGAGGAUGAAAGUCCUCCCAACGACUCCGAAAACCAACCACCAAAAUGAGGUGCCUCCAGGCAAAUCUUCAUCAUGCUAAGGCUGCUACCACUGAGCUUAGCAGAAGACUUGCCGGAGGUAUCAACAUAGGGCUGAACCAAGAGCCUGGAUGUACAGAGGCCGUCCUCAAGCUCUCAAUGUCCAAAAUACACAGGAAAUUUAUGUCAAAAGCGCUGUCAAACCUAGGGCUGCGAUAAUCGUAGAUACCGACAUAAAAUUUUUGCCAUUCCCAGAAUUUGUGGAUGGUUACAUCUCAACAAUACUGGUCGAAGUGGAGUUUGGUGGAAACAAGAGAGAGGUCAUAAUCGACUCAGCUUAUUUCCCUGGAGACGCCGGCACAGUACCACCAGAGAAAAUCAGAGGUCUAGUGAAGUAUUGCCAAACCCACAAUCAAACCUUCAUAAUUGGAUGCGACGCAAACUCCCACAAUAUGGCAUGGGGUAGGACAAAUACAAAUAACAGAGGUGUGUCACUCCUUGAAUUUUUAUUACUUAGUAACAUAACAGUAGUAAACAGGGGUAAUAAACCCACUUUUGUAAACGCUAUACGACAAGAGGUACUCGAUUUAACUCUAAUUACUAACAAAGCUUUGAAUAUGAUCAGUAACUGGAGAUUGUCGGAUGAGGACUCAAUGUCUGACUACAAACACAUACUCUUUGACUUAAAUGGGGUGGUAAAGUUUUCCACAUUUUACAGAAGUCCAAAAACAGCAAACUGGAAAAGAUACAAUGAAUGUCUUUCAGCUAAGCUUAAUAACAGCGUGAGCGAAAUAACAUCAACAGAGGAGCUAGAAAAGGCAGUGACAGACAUGACUGACUCAAUUAUAUCCUCAUACCCAGACUGUUGUCUACUAAAAAUGAAAGGUGACUCAAGUCCUCAAUAGAGCUGUAAAACUAUCGAUGGCACUAUCGAUAUAUCGAAUUUUUAUAUUUUUGCGUCGCUAUCGAUGGUUAUUGUUCACUAUCGAUAGUGGCAUUACCAUACAUUGCACAUCACUUGUUUUGGCGCAACUUUGCAGGUCGGCAGCAAAUUUUGGUAAAUUUUCGUUGGUGUUGGUGGCGGAAGGAUGGACAAAUUUCUCUUGAAAAACUCACAGGAUGGACAAGACAGCAGCAUUGAGGCAAUUGAGGAGGACAACCAGCUAGCAAAAAGGCAGCGAGUCGGAAGAUCAUCGGUGUGGGGCCAUUUCGAAAAAAUAAACAACGGUAUGUCGGCAAAGUGUCGCUCUUGCGGCAAAAUGUAUAAGACGAGCGGAAAUACCUCAAAUUUAUUUGACCACCUGAAGCGUGCGCAUCUCGGUCAGCGUGUUAACGAUUUGUCAAUCACUUCUGGUAAAAUAGAUACAUAUUUAAACACAACAUAUGAAUCUACGUCAAAGCGCAAACAAGAGCUUGAUUUAGGACUCAUAAAAUUUGUAGCUCAAGGCAUGCAACCUUUUUCUAUAGUUGAGGAUCCUGAGCUUCGCGACUUUAUCAAACUAUUCGACCCACGCUACAAACUACCGUCGCGGACUACCCUCUCUAAUGUCAUGAUGACAAAUUUAUUUGAUGAGCAGAAACCUAAAUUAAAAAAAUUUGCUCAGCAAAAUAAAUCACUGUGCCAUCACAACUGAUAUGUGGACGUCCCUGGCAAAUGAAUCUUAUAUGACAGUCACAUGCUCGUUUAUUACAGAUAGUUACUGUCUUCGCUCUGCUGUUUUAUCAACAAAUAAGCUAAUUGAUGAAACAAAUCAUACUGCUAAGAAUAUAGCAGAUACCCUGCAGGCUGUUUGCAACGAAUGGGGAAUUUUUGAUAAAAUAACUGCAAUUGUGACCGAUAAUGCAAGCUCAAUGAUCAAAGCGUGUGAGCUGCUUAAAAAAAGGAAUUUACCCUGCUAUGCACACUCACUUAAUUUGGUGGUGCAAGAUUGCCUUAAGCUGGAUUGAACAAAAGAAUUACUUAAAAAAUGCAAGUCCAUUGUCGCGUUUUUUAAAAGUAGCACGAUUGCUUACAAGAAAUUUAAAGAUUCUCAAUUGACGGAAACUAAAUAUAGUCUAAUACAGGAAGUUGCCACCAGAUGGAACAGUGCAUUCCUAAUGAUUGAAAGAGUCUUAAAAACACAUGAAGCAAUCAAUAUAACACUUCUAAGUUUGUCGAAAGCGCCACAGCCUCUCACAGCUGACGAAAUCAACAUAUUAAAAGACUUGUCACAAAUACUUUCUCCCUUUGACAUUGCUUCCAAAGAAGUGUCAUCGAAUUCUAAAGUCACAGUAUCACUAGUUAUUCCAGUUACUUGUGGCCUUUUAAACAACUUGGAAAAUAGCACAAAAAAUCUUCUUACCGAAGUUGGCCUUAAAGUAAACGAAUUUUUAAUUGAUUGCGUAAUCAAAAGGUUGUACAAGUACGAAGAUCGCACAGUAACUAGCAUUUCUACAUUGCUUGAUCCAAGGUUUAAAAAACAAGGUUUCCGUUCGCAAUACAAUGCCAAAAAUGCUGAAAAACUUUUAAUUGAAGAACUUAUUCAUCUGAGCAAGUCUUCAGCUCCCACCUCAGAGCCACCAACACCAAUUGAUCAACCAAAACCAACACGACAUCCUCUUUAUGAAUUUGUAAAAAUCAACAUAGAAAAUUUGCCUAGGACCAAGCGCUCCGAUGCAAUAAUUGAUUUACAACAAUAUAUUGGGAAACAUCACUCCUUGGGCGAUGUUGAUCCCCUCAAAUAUUGGCAGCAUAACGAAAAUAGUAUAAAAGGCCUUACUACGAAAUAUUUUUGCAUUCCUGCUUCAUCGACAGAGUCGGAUCGAUUGUUCAGCAAAGCUGGACAAAUUAUAACGGAACGAAGAGCUGCCUUAAAAGCUAAGCAUGUGGACAUGCUCCUUUUUCUUAGUCACAAUUCUCGGAUCUUGGCAGAAGACUGAUCCUUAAUUUUAAUUUUAUUCAAAUUUGUUUUGAUUUACUAUGUCCAUGAAGGAUCUCAUUAUGUUAAACAUAUGAAACAUAUGAAAUGUUUAUUAAAAUGUUAAUUUUUAUUGUUAAGUAUGCGUUUAUUAAGUUUUUGAAUUUGAAAAUAUUUUCGAUAGUACUAUCGAUACUAUUGAAUAUUUGU